CAACCACCAAGGGAUACGUUUGUUUAUUUGUCUGCAUGGCCACCCGUGCGUUACACCUGGAGGCUGUGUCCGAUCUAAGCUCCGACGCGUUUAUGAGUGGGCUACAACGAUUCGUUAGUCGCCGAGGUCUCGUGCAGAAGUUGUACUCGGACAACGCGACUAAUUUUGAAGGCGCCAAUAACCAAAUGUGUCGCCUAGCCGAACUGUUCCACAACGAGGAGCACAUCCGUGCUGUGAACGAGUAUUGCGCGCCGAGAGGUAUUGAAUGGUCAUUCAUUCCUCCACGAAGUCCGCAUUUUGGAGGGAUAUGGGAAGCGGGAGUUAAAUCGGUUAAAUCGCAUCUGAAAUUGAUUCUCGCUGAACAUCGACUGACGUUUGAAGCACUUUCUACUGUACUCGCACAGAUCGAAGCAAUUCUAAACUCCCGCCCUCUCACACCUGUCUCAGAUGAUCCAAAUGAUAUGACUGCCAUAACUCCAGCUCAUUUCAUCAUUGGAAGAGAGUUCCAGGCCAUUGCGGAACCCACUUACACUGGCAUUCCCCAGGGCAGGCUAUCGCGUUUACAAUUUAUUCAGGACAUGAAGCAAAGGUUUUGGAGAGUGUGGAUGAACGAUUAUCUCCACGAACUUCAAAGGCGUCAACGAGAUCUGAAGGUCACUGAAUUUAAGAUUGGAGCAAUGGUGGUUAUCAUCGACGAAAAUGCACCGCCGUUGAAGUGGGCGCUGGCCCGCAUAAUCGAACUCCAUCCGGACAAGGAUGGGCACACUCGAGUGGUAAGUUUGCGAACCAAGAAUGGCAUAACUAGGCGUGCCGUCAAGAAAAUUUGCUUGCUGCCAAUAGACAACGAGAGCGACGACCAGACUGGGCAAUUGGAAUCUUGAAAUUUCCAAUUUCAACGCCCGGGUAGAUGUUUACUCCUGCUACGAUGAUCCAGACAACAAACUAGAAUAGAAAACCUAUUAUACCUAUGCUCAAACACUCUUACUAACACAUAUGUAUUCAUUCGUUCUUUAAGUAGUAAAAACUUGACUGUUGUACCAAACAGACGCCUUUUGAAUUUAUCCGUCCAAGAAACCGAAACUCAUUCGUAUACAGUCCACUCCCGCGAGGAAUCGAGGACAUGUGCUAUUGCCAUUCGACAUUAUGUGGAAAUAGGAUCACUACCAACAGCAGCACUACAAUCAGCGUCUUUCAUCGCACUCCACGAUAAACUAUUCGAUACAUUCAAUUCGAAAGAACGUUAAGUGAAUUCAAUUGGCAAGGCAAAAAAAUUGUCCAGAGCACUAACUAGUGCCCAAAAUCGUCCGGUAUACCUUAAAGGUUUUAUAGAGAACAUCAACGCUUUGAAGUGGAUUUGGAACACGCUAAAAGAACAAUACAGCUGCAAUUAUCUAUGCACAAACCCACUGUGCCAGGACUACUUGGAGAACUUUUUUUUCUGAAAUUCGACGCCGUUGUGGGUUUAAUGAAGCUCAUAAUGCUUUCCAAUUUUGCACUGCAUUUAAAUAUGCCAUGAUAUCAUCCAGUAAAUCACGUAACAUCUCCAAUGAUGGUAUGAAUUGUGAAACUUUCACGGCGGUGUCAAACACUCCCACAUUUGAUUUCGAACCAUUAAAUGUUGAUGCACCCUAUCAGUUCCUCGCGAAGGACAUA
Malaya genurostris is the source of this 1653-nucleotide messenger RNA. RefSeq lists its product as uncharacterized. The coding region runs from base 36 to 881 and encodes 281 amino acids. Gene Ontology annotation, biological process: DNA integration. The record is from RefSeq and is a predicted model, not a curated record. Gene Ontology annotation, molecular function: nucleic acid binding. Lineage: Eukaryota; Metazoa; Arthropoda; Insecta; Diptera; Culicidae. The transcript is spliced from 2 exons.